This is a messenger RNA of Sander lucioperca (pikeperch), 1175 nucleotides long. RefSeq names its product ribosomal RNA processing 36 (gene rrp36). Gene Ontology annotation, cellular component: nucleolus; 90S preribosome. Gene Ontology annotation, biological process: maturation of SSU-rRNA from tricistronic rRNA transcript (SSU-rRNA, 5.8S rRNA, LSU-rRNA). The coding region runs from base 76 to 1122 and encodes 348 amino acids. The record is from RefSeq and is a predicted model, not a curated record. Lineage: Eukaryota; Metazoa; Chordata; Actinopteri; Perciformes; Percidae. The transcript has 7 exons.
ACACACACACACACACACACACACACACACACAAACCCACACCCACACGUGUCCUUCAGAACCACGGGAACCGAGAUGAAGGGGAGAGCGAAGCAGCGGCGGCCGGAGCCGGCGGCCGUCUCAGAGAAGGAGAAGAUGAUGAACGUGGCGGCGAGCGGCAGCGACGACGACGAUGAAGACUCCGACGUGGAGAGGAACUUCGCUCUGCUCACCGAGAGAGGAAGAGGAGCGGAGGAGGGAGAGCCGUACCGCGGAGGAGAGGAAGAGGAAGAACUCAGCCAUGAUGAUGAUGAUGAUGAUGAUGAUGAGGAAGAAGAUGGGUCUGAUGAGGGGGAGGGAGAGGAGGAGGAGGAGGAGGAGGAGGAGGGAGAGAGUGAAACCUCUGAGGAUGAGGAUGGUGAUGAUGAAGAGCCAGAGGAGGCUGGUGGGAGCGGGGAGAUCCAGACGAGAGACGAUAUUAAAAAAGAGCUCUCCAACAUGUCCUUCGAGGACAUCAUGAAGCUGCAGAACAAAGUGGGGACCAAAGUUUACAACCAGGUCGCCUACGGCAACAACGAGAGAGGAGGGACCACCGGCAGGAAGAAACGCCUCAACAAGAACAGGCCGAUGGAGAUUUCAGCCAAGAGGCCAGCUCCGUUCCUCCGUCAGGUGGUCUCCGUCAAGAAACCGACGCUGAGAGAUCCUCGGUUUGACGACCUGUCAGGAGAAUACAAACCAGAGAUCUUCGAGAGCACGUACAAGUUCAUUAAUGACAUCCGAGGCCGAGAGAAAGAGAUCGUCCAGAAGCAGCUGAAGAGGACCAAGAAGGACAACAAGAAGAAGGAGAAGCUGCAGUUCCUUCUGAAGAGGAUGGAGAACCAGGAGCGAGCGAGGCAGAGCCGCGAGCAGCAGCGAGAGAGAGAGCUGCAGUUCAAGAGGCUGCAGAGAGAGCGAGCCAAUCAGGGCGCGCGGCCGUUCUUCCUCAAGAACUCUGAGAAGAAGAAGCUGCAGCUGGCGGAGAAGUACCAGCAGCUGAAGAAGAGCGGCAAACUGGACAACUUCCUGAGCAAGAAGAGGAAGAGGAACGCCGGGAAGGACCGCAGGAAGCUGCCCCGACAGCCGCACGACGCCAACGCUCAGUAACACGACGCCAACGCACAGAGACACGACAACAACGCUCAGAGACACGACGCCAA